Messenger RNA from Perca flavescens (yellow perch), 2010 nucleotides. It is a transcript of the gene umps, whose product is annotated as uridine monophosphate synthetase. The record is from RefSeq and is a predicted model, not a curated record. Gene Ontology annotation, molecular function: orotidine-5'-phosphate decarboxylase activity; orotate phosphoribosyltransferase activity. Lineage: Eukaryota; Metazoa; Chordata; Actinopteri; Perciformes; Percidae. The transcript is spliced from 10 exons. Gene Ontology annotation, biological process: 'de novo' UMP biosynthetic process; 'de novo' pyrimidine nucleobase biosynthetic process. Bases 263 to 1726 code for a protein of 487 amino acids.
UAAUUCGAAUUAAGCUCAACUCUGUAGGCUUCAUGAACAAGAAAACCCGCUGCAGGCCCUAAACAAUUUAGCCGAACUUUAAGACCUGACAUUGUACUGGACAUUGUAGUACAGUAGAGUAAAUACUCUCUAACAUCAGAGUAGGGACAGUGCUUUUAUUCUGAAGAAACCAGAGCGGAAGUGUUGCAGCUGCUGAGGAAGUAAAGAGUAAGUAAAGAGUAAGUGCAAGUCUAGCAGAUCUCCUGACCUGAAUACAGACAAGAUGGAAAACGUCUCCAUUGACAGUUUAAUCCUGAAGCUCCACGAUGUGAACGCGGUGAAAUUUGGAGAAUACAAGUUGAAGAGCGGCAUGCUGACACCCAUUUAUAUCGACCUGAGGGUUCUCGUGUCCUACCCCGCGCUCAUGAACCAGGUGUCAAGUCUCAUUUACCAGCGAGUGCAGGAAGAGGGACUGCAGUUUGACUUGGUGUGUGGGGUUCCAUACACAGCCCUGCCUUUGGCCACAAUCAUCUGUUCUAGACAUGAACUGCCCAUGCUUAUCAGGCGAAAGGAGGCCAAGGACUAUGGAACCAAGCGUCUGGUGGAGGGCUCGUUUCAGGAGGGGGACAUAUGUCUGAUCAUCGAGGACACAGUGACCAGUGGCAGCAGCAUCCUGGAGACUGCUGAAGUGCUCAAUAAAGGGGGACUGAAGGUGACAGAUGCAGUGGUACUAAUGGACAGAGAGCAAGGCGGUGUGGAUAUGUUGGCUUCUCAGGGAAUCAAGCUCCAUCCCAUCAUCUCUAUGUUCAAGCUGCUCAAUGUGCUGCUGGCAGCUGAACGCAUCGACGCUCAAACUGCCCAGAAUGUCCGCACGUUCAUCCAGGACAACAACACGUUCAGCCCCAAGGAGAAGAAUGGCAAUGGGGUCCCUGCCACCAAGAAGCCAUGUAUGGAACAGAACAAUAGGCUGAGCUACGCAGACAGAGCCAAACUACCCAACGUCCACCCUCUGGCGUCAAAGCUGCUGAAGACCAUGGAGGAGAAGCAGUCUAACCUCUGUGUGUCCGCCGACGUGACGAGCAGCGAGGAGCUUCUUCAGCUAGCCGACUCUCUGGGUCCCAACAUCUGCAUGCUGAAGACCCAUGUAGACAUCCUAAAGGACUACACAGCGGCCUUCAGCCAGAGACUGCGGGCUUUGGCUGAGAAACACAACUUCCUCAUCUUUGAAGAUCGCAAGUUUGCUGACAUUGGCAACACAGUCAAGCAUCAGUAUGAAGGUGGGUUGUACCAGAUCUCGUCUUGGGCCCACAUAGUGAAUGCCCACGGGGUGCCGGGGCCCGGGGUCGUGAAGGGCCUUAGCGCUGUAGGAAAGCCUCUGGGCCGAGGCUGUUUACUCAUAGCACAGAUGAGCUCCCGGGGGUCACUGGCUACUGGUGAAUACACAAAGGCUGUGCUGAAGAUGGCGGAGGAGCAGUCAGACUUUGUGAUUGGCUUUAUCUGUGGCUCUAAGAUCACCCAGAGGCCAGAGUUCAUCCACAUGACCCCCGGGGUGCAGAUGCAGGCUGGAGGUGAUGGGUUGGGCCAGCAGUACUCCACCCCAGAGGAAGUCCUCUACAACAAAGGCUCUGAUGUCAUCAUCGUCGGUCGGGGUAUCCUGGAGGCCCCUGAUAGGCUGAAAGCUGUUGAAUCAUACAGAAAGUCCGGCUGGGAGGCUUACACAAAGAGACUGGGCCAGAGUAGCCAAUAGGAGCUCAACAAAAGAGUCUCCUCUGCAUCAUUACGUCUAAUUUCAAAUUUAUCCUGCCACUCUAAUAAAGGACCUCUGCGGAUUACCUUAAAGUAUUUUUCUCUUUUACACCAGUGUGACCAUAGUUGUUUACAUAGAAACAUGCAGACAUUUGCAGCAGUGGGGAACCCGACACUUUACUGUUGAACAUAUGUAAAUGCACUCUUUUGAUUCUGUCCUGUUUAAUAAGCUGCAUUAACUGUGUUCUUCUGAUUCCCUCCUAAUUAAUAAACUGCACAACUUGA